Molecule: messenger RNA, 1574 nt
Organism: Paramecium sonneborni
Lineage: Eukaryota; Ciliophora; Oligohymenophorea; Peniculida; Parameciidae
Source: the annotation of a GenBank genome assembly
AUGUAAUUAUACACCUCAUUAUAUCGUUUUUCAAGAUUGGUUUCAAGAUAGAGAUUACCAUUAAAUUAAGCUGAUCCUACAAUACACAAUUUAAUAUAGGAGGAAAUAAAAAGAUAAAGAGAGAGUAUAAAUUUGAUUCCAUCUGAAAACCAUAGUUCAAGAGCUGUAUUAGAAGCAUUAGGAUCUGUAAUGUCAACAAAAUAUGCAGAAGGUACUCGGAAUAAUAUAAAUAUGUAUAGGUUAUCCUGGAGCAAGAUAUUAUGGAGGAACAUAAGUUUAUGAUAAAGUGGAAUUGCUAUGUUAAUAAAGAGCAUUGAAUGCAUUUAAUUUGAAUUAGAAUGAAUGGGGUGUAAAUGUUUAAAUGUUGUCUGGUGCUCCAGCAAAUUUUGCAAUUUAUACAGGGUUAUUAGCACCAAAGGAUAGAAUAAUGAGUUUAGAUCUUCCACAUGGAGGUCAUUUAUCUCAUGGAUAUUAAACUGAAACAAAAAAAGUAUCUGCUGUAUCUAGUUAUUUUGAAGUAAUGCCAUAUAGAUUAAAUGAAGUAAUAUAUAUAUAAUAUAAAUAUAAAGGAAACAGAACUUAUAGAUUAUGAAUAAAUGGAAAUAUUAGCAAGAGCAUUUAGACCAAAAUUAAUAGUUGCAGGAGCAUCUGCAUAUGCAAGAAUAAUAGAUUUUUAAGCUAUUAGAAAAAUUUGUGAUAGUGUUAAAGCAUAUCUAUUAGCUGAUAUUUCUCAUACUGCAGGAAUGAUGGCAGCAGAAUAAUUACCUAGUCCAUUUCCAUAUGCUGAUGUUGUUAUGACUACUACUCAUAAAUCGUAUCAUAUUAUUUAUUCAUUUUUCAAGAAUGAGAGGACCAAGAGGCAGUCUUAUUUUUUAUAGAAUUGGUUAAAAAGAAAUUGAUAAAAAUGGUAAACCUGUUAAUUAUGAUCUUAAAUCUAAAAUUGAUUAAGCUGUCUUUCCUGGUUUAUAAGGAGGACCUCAUUUUCAUACUAUUACUAGCAUUGCUGUUGCAUUAGAAGAAGCUAAAACUCCGGAAUUCUAAAAUUAUUAAAAAAAUGUUUUAUUAAACAGCAAAAAAUUAGCUGAUGAAUUAUUAAAAAGAAGUAAGUAUCAUUUCUAUUAUAUAUUCAAGACUUUUCUUUAGUUUCUGGAGGUACUGAUAACCAUUUAGUUUUAGUCAAUCUAAAACCUAAAUCUAUUGAUGGUGCUAGAGUAGAAUCUAUUUUACAAGCUGUCAAUAUUUCAGUUAAUAAAAAUACUGUACCUAAAGAUAAAUCAGCUUUAGUACCUAAUGGUUUAAGAAUGGGGUAUAUAUAUUUAUAUAAACAAUAUUAUUUUUUUAGGUCAGUUCCUAUGACAUCCAGAGGCGUUAAUUAAGAUGAAUUUGCUUAAAUUGCUGACUUUAUUGAUCGUGGUGUUGCUAUUGCUUAAAAACUUAAGGGAGAAACUGGACCUAAAGUCUAAGAUUUCAAAGAUUGGUUAAACAAAAAUGCUGAUUAACAUCCUCAUAUACAAAAACUCAGAAAUGAUGUUGUUUCUUUCAGUUCUCAAUUCCCUGUUCCUGGAUUGGAUUGA